Sebastes umbrosus (honeycomb rockfish) is the source of this 3336-nucleotide messenger RNA. Its product is annotated as dynein heavy chain-like. NCBI's taxonomy places the organism in Eukaryota, Metazoa, Chordata, Actinopteri, Perciformes, Sebastidae. The transcript has 21 exons. The record is from RefSeq and is a predicted model, not a curated record. Bases 596 to 3298 code for a protein of 900 amino acids.
UAAAUACUGAAGGGAAAUGCUUGUUCAUUUAGUGAUGAUGUUAGCGAAAUAUCUGUCUAGUAAAGUUAUGUAAUUGUUGGAUAUUAGAAAACAGGCUUCAGGUUUCUGUGACUCAGCACAACCUGAACAGAACGAAUGGAUUUGAUUGCUCAACUCCUUCAAUUUGAUUAGUACGAGUAAAAUCAUAAGUUUCCGAGAAAAAAAGUCAUAAUAUUAUGAGAAUAAAGUCAUAAUAUUAUGAAAGAAAAGUCAUAACUUUACGAGAAAAAAAAGUCGUAACAUUAUGAGAAUAAUGUCAGAAGUUUAUGAGAAAAAAAGUCGUUAUAUGAUGAGAAUUUCUCACAAUUAUGAUACUCAGUUUUCCUUAUUUCAUUUUUAUUUCAUUUUACAGAUUCAGUUCUUCUUCCAAAUUAUUAUUUUUAAACUUUUUAUUUUUCUUUUAUUUAUUUUUUCAGAAUGUGUUUUCUGAAUACCUCUCACUCAAUAUGAGCCUUCACAGCUCAUGUUAGGUAAAAGGUCAUGAUGCAUGAUGUCUUUGGACAGUCGGAGGAAACCAGAACACCUGGAGGAAAACCCCCGCUGACACGGAGAGAACAUGCAAACUCUACACCUCAUAUCGCAUGAGGUGACGGUGCUACACCUCAUAUCGCAUGAGGUGACGGUGUUACCACUCAUAUCUGUGACAGUGCGACACCUCAUAUCACAUGAGGUGACGGUGCUACCACUCAUAUCUGUGACAGUGCUAUACCUCAUAUUGCAUGAGGUGACGGUGCUACACCUCAUAUCGCAUGAGGUGACGGUACUACCCCUCAUAUCGCAUGAGGUGGCGGUGCUACCACUCAUAUCUGUGACAGUGCGACACCUCAUAUCACAUGAGGUGACGGUACUACCCCUCAUAUCGCAUGAGGUGACGGUGCUACACCUCAUAUCUGUGACGGUUCUACACCUCAUAUCGCAUGAGGUGACGGUGCUACCACUCAUAUCUGUGACGGUGCUACACCUCAUAUCGCGUGAGGUGACGGUGCUACACCUCAUAUCUGUGACGGUGCUACACCUCAUAUCGCAUGAGGUGACGGUGCUACCAGUUAUAUCUGUGACAGUGCGACACCUCAUAUUGCAUGAGGUGACGGUGCUACACCUCAUAUCGCAUGAGGUGACGGUGCUACCACUUAUAUCUGUGACAGUGCAACACCUCAUAUCACAUGAGGUGACGGUACUACCCCUCAUAUCGCAUGAGGUGACGGUGCUACACCUCAUAUCGCAUGAGGUGGCGGUGCUACCACUCAUAUCUGUGACAUUGCGACACCUCAUAUCACAUGAGGUGACGGUGCUACCACUCAUAUCUGUGACGGUGCUACACCUCAUAUCGCAUGAGGUGACGGUGCUACACCUCAUAUCUGUGACGGUUCUACACCUCAUAUCGCAUGAGGUGACGGUGCUACCACUCAUAUCUGUGACAUUGCGACACCUCAUAUCACAUGAGGUGACGGUACUACCCCUCAUAUCGCAUGAGGUGACGGUGCUACACCUCAUAUCGCAUGAGGUGACGGUGCUACACCUCAUAUCGCAUGAGGUGACGGUGCUACCACUCAUAUCUGUGACGGUGCUACACCUCAUAUCGCAUGAGGUGACGGUACCACCCCUCAUAUCGCAUGAGGUGACGGAGCUACACCUCAUAUCUGUGACAGUUCUACACCUCAUAUCUGUGACGGUGCUACACCUCAUAUCGCAUGAGGUGACGGUACUACCCCUCAUAUCGCAUGAGGUGACGGUGCUACACCUCAUAUCGCAUGAGGUGACGGUGUUACCACUCAUAUCUGUGACGGUGCUACACCUCAUAUCGCAUGAGGUGACGGUGCUACACCUCAUAUCGCAUGAGGUGGCGGUGCUACCAUUCAUAUCUGUGACAGUGCGACACCUCAUAUCACAUGAGGUGACGGUACUACCCCUCAUAUCGCAUGAGGUGGCGGUGCUACCACUCAUAUCUGUGACAGUGCGACACCUCAUAUCACAUGAGGUGACGGUACUACCCCUCAUAUCGCAUGAGGUGACGGUGCUACACCUCAUAUCUGUGACGGUGCUACACCUCAUAUCGCAUGAGGUGACGGUGCUAACACUCAUAUCUGUGACGGUGCUACACCUCAUAUCGCAUGAGGUGACGGUGCUACACCUCAUAUCGCAUGAGGUGACGGUGCUACCACUCAUAUCGCAUGAGGUGACGGUGCUACACCUCAUAUCGCAUGAGGUGGCGGUGCUACCACUCAUAUCUGUGACAGUGCGACACCUCAUAUCACAUGAGGUGACGGUACUACCCCUCAUAUCGCAUGAGGUGACGGUGCUACACCUCAUAUCUGUGACGGUUCUACACCUCAUAUCGCAUGAGGUGACGGUGCUACCACUCAUAUCUGUGACGGUGCUACACCUCAUAUCGCGUGAGGUGACGGUGCUACACCUCAUAUCUGUGACGGUGCUACACCUCAUAUCGCAUGAGGUGACGGUGCUACCACUCAUAUCUGUGACGGUGCUACACCUCAUAUCGCAUGAGGUGACGGUACUACCCCUCAUAUCGCAUGAGGUGACGGUGCUACACCUCAUAUCGCAUGAGGUGGCGGUGCUACCACUCAUAUCUGUGACAGUGCGACACCUCAUAUCACAUGAGGUGACGGUACUACCCCUCAUAUCGCAUGAGGUGACGGUGCUACACCUCAUAUCUGUGACGGUUCUACACCUCAUAUCGCAUGAGGUGACGGUGCUACACCUCAUAUCUGUGACGGUUCUAAACCUCAUAUCGCAUGAGGUGACGGUGCUAACACUCAUAUCUGUGACGGUGCUACACCUCAUAUCGCAUGAGGUGACGGUGCUACCACUCAUAUCUGUGACGGUGCUACACCUCAUAUCGCAUGAGGUGACGGUGCUACCACUCAUAUCGCAUGAGGUGACGGUGCUACCACUCAUAUCUGUGACAGUGCGACACCUCAUAUCACAUGAGGUGACGGUGCUACACCUCAUAUCUGUGACGGUUCUAAACCUCAUAUCGCAUGAGGUGAUGGUGCUACCACUCAUAUAUGUGAAGGUGCUACACCUCAUAUCGCAUGAGGUGACGGUACCACCCCUCAUAUCGCAUGAGGUGACGGUGCUACACCUCAUAUCUGUGACGGUUCUACACCUCAUAUCUGUGACGGUGCUACACCUCAUAUCGCAUGAGGUGACGGUACUACCCCUCAUAUCGCAUGAGGUGACGGUGCUACACCUCAUAUCUGUGACGGUGCUACACCUCAUAUCGCAUAUAAUCAUAUGAGGUACAGCUCUGUCACCCCAUGUGAUAUGACGGUGCUA